Messenger RNA from Tinamus guttatus (white-throated tinamou), 531 nucleotides. The record is from RefSeq and is a predicted model, not a curated record. NCBI's taxonomy places the organism in Eukaryota, Metazoa, Chordata, Aves, Tinamiformes, Tinamidae.
AUGGCGCGCUCGGGCCCAGGAGGAAGGGGGGAGACCAAACAUGAGCAGGUUCGGGGAGCCGACCAGGUAGAAUCUAACCAGCGAAAUUCAGGUGAAAUAGGGAGAGUGGGAGCCCCUUGCCUGGGGACCACAGCAGAAGACUGUCUGGCUCAGUGUGAUAAUGACUGCAAAGCUUACUGCUGCGAUGGGACUGCUCCCUACUGCUGCUCCUAUUAUGCCUACAUUGGGAAUGUCCUUUCAGGCACAGCAAUAGCUGGAAUCGUUUUCGGGAUAGUAUUUAUAAUGGGAGUGAUUGCUGGGAUUGCCAUCUGUAUCUGCAUGUGCAUGAAGAACAACCGCGGCACUCGAGUCGGGGUCAUCCGAACGACGCACAUCAACGCCAUCAGCACGUACCCAGUGGCCCCUCCGCCAUACAGCUACGAGUACGAGCUGGAGUACCCCGCAGACCUACCUCCUCCGUAUACCCCAACCCCACAGGCGUCGAUGCAGUACCCGCCACCUCCUCCCUACCCUGGCUACUCAGGGAAGUAA